AGCUCGGCUGCUUCCGCCUCCAUCGGCCGCCUUCCCUCUUCAGAAUCCAUGGCAUCCGAGGAUCGAUUAGCCGGGUCUGGAAACAUGGCCUCCUCCGAGCAAGGAGAGCAACCUGGGCAGACUGGCUCUUCUUCUGGAGCUGAGAAUGGAGCAUCCCGCGAAGCUCUGAUUGCAACAGCGGUGAAGUUUCUGCAGAACCCUCGAGUCCGCCAAAGUCCACUUGCAACCAGAAGAUCUUUUCUCAAGAAAAAAGGGCUGACGGAUGAAGAAAUUGACCUGGCCUUCCAGCAGUCAGGUACUGCCAAAGAGGAGCCUCAGCCCCAUAGCCUUUCCACGCAGUUGGUGCCGACUCAGCCACCUCAUCUUGCCCCACACAGUCCCCCUGGUUCCAGAUGGCGGGAUUAUGGUGCUCUAGCGAUUAUCAUGGCGGGCAUCGCUUUCGGCUUCCACCAGCUCUACAAGAAAUACCUGCUCCCAUUGAUCAUGGGCGGCAAAGAAGACAGGAAGCAACUGCAGAGGAUCGAGUCGAGUAUCUCUGAGAUGAGUGGCAGCGUGACGCAGACAGUGACUCAACUUCAGACAACUUUAGCUUCUGUCCAGGAACUUCUAAUCCAACAGCAGCAGAAAAUCCAGGAGCUCACUCAAGAACUGGCUUCCUCCAAGGCCACAACGUCCACUAACUGGAUCCUGGAAUCUCAGAAUAUCAACGAGCUGAAGUCGGAGAUUUAUUCAUUAAAAGGGCUGCUUCUAAACAGGAGGCAGUUCCCUCCCUCUCCAUCUGCGCCUAAAAUCCCAUCCUGGCAGAUCCCGGUGAAGCCCUCCUCGCCCUCCAACCCCGUAACCAACAACCACAACACCAGCAGUGACAUCUCCCCCGUCAGCAACGAGUCCAACUCCUCCUCGCCCGUGAAGGAGAACCACAGCCCCGAAGGGCCCAAGGUCAGCUGCCACCUGCUGGGUCCGGAGGAAGGGGGUGAGGCGCUGAUCGACCUCAAGGGGCAGGUCCGGAUGGAGGUCCAAGGGGAGGAGGAGAAGCGGGAGGGCCAAGGCGACGAGGAGGGGGAGGAGGAAGAGGACGAAGACGACGAUGUCAGCCAUGUAGACGAGGAAGAAUGUGUGGACGUCCAGACAGAGGACCGGCGAGGAGGCGAUGGGCAAAUCAACGAGCAAGUCGAAAAGCUACGGAGGCCCGAGGGAGCCAGCAAUGAGAACGAAAUUGACUAGUGCGUCUGGGGAGGGGUGCCACCUGCUCACCCCCCACCCUCCGUACCUCUUGGCCGUGCUCUGUUCCUCGGGCCUCUCUCCCUGCCCAGUGAUUUCUCCCCGUCUCGCCUCUGUGAUUCAACACAAGUAGCGUUGUGACCAUCUUGCAAACCAAGCGGCCUGAGCGCCAAGGUCUGAGCAGCCCCUCACCCGCCAGUUCCGCUUUCCAGUGGCUCCCCUUUAUUUCACGCUACAAGCCACUCUUCCCUCACAUUUCACCUCCAAAAGGGGCUUGGUUGCCACUCGGCCCACACCGCAGCCAGAGAAAUGGGCCUCCUUGCUGACAACAUAACACAAAUCCAAAUAUCAAACGAUGGACCUCAGGUUCCAUCCUGUCUGUUCCUAAACUCUCUUCCUCUCCGGCAACCAUCUAACUCAACUAACAUCCCCUUUGCAAACAAAGAGUGGGGGCUACUGCCUUCUGAGCAACUCCCCAGAGCCACCGGUGUGACAUCUGUCUCUCUCCCUCUGGUGACUUAUUUCCUCCCCACCCCCUAGUUCAGUUUCAGAUUGAAAAGACAUCCCCAUCUUUUAUGAAACGCAAAUGUUUUUUGUGGGGUUCCCAGAUUCUCUUGCUUCCAUUUCAUUUCUGAACAAAGCGGUUGUCUUCUGAAGAUCCCCUAACUCCCUCUUUUUCCUAGGGUUGUGAGCUAAGUUCUACUAAGAGUAGACCCACAGAAAUUAACGGGCCUAAGUUAAUUAUGCCUAUUAAUUCCCAUGGGUCUCCACUGAGUAGGACUAGAAUGGGAGACAGUGUCUUGGGAACAAUAGUGUGGCAUAUUUGCUGGCAGAGUGAUUUGCUACAUUAGAGGGAGCAAUUCUGUGAAGGCUUGGGUUGUUAGCCCAGUUUCUUAACAUCUCCUGCCCCAUCCAAAAAAAUGCCCUGUGCCUGAGGCUUAGCUCUGCUGCUCCCCCUUCCUCUCUCUCUCAUCCUUUACUCCUCUUUUUCUCCCUUUCUUCAUGAGUCCUCAUUUCUCCUUGCUGUUAAAUGCCUAAAGCAAGCUCAUGAUUUUUCCUGAAGAAAGAAAAGGUACCGAGCCCAGUUCCCCUUCUGUCUCCUUCCCAGUUUCAGUAUAGGUCCUUGGCAUGACCAUUGACUGCUCAGUUCUUCUAAGUCAGUUUCGGGGAGCUCUCCUGACAUUCCUGAACUACAACUCCCAUUAGCCCCAGCAAGCAUGGGCAAUGGUCUGGGACAAUGGGAGUUGGCUUUUAGCAACAUCUGGAGGGCCAAAGGUUUCCCCAUUCCUGGUAGCUGGAAGCUCUGCCCAGAAAAGAAGCUCCCUGUCAUGUCUCUGCAUGAGUAGCUGCUCUGACUUUUAUGAAGACCGGUUUAAACAGUGGAUGGGGCAGCUGUUUCCUUCCAGGUGUUGUUGAAUGCCAGGCCCCUGUCAGCCCCAGCCAGCAUAAGAGCAACACCUGGAGAUCCAGAGGUUCCCCAUGCCUUUUCCAAGUCAUUGGGCCUGAACAAAGGAAACAAGGAGGCACUUUGCCCCUCAGAUGUGCCAGGCAGAGUCUACGAUCUUUGUGUGGAGGCCUGUUCCUUGCACCUGUGUCACCCUUCCUCCCCGCAUCCACCCCCCCAUCCCUCUUGCCCACCUCACUUUUGCCUUACUGCAGGGAUGGGAAAGAGUACAACUGCACUGGACUACAAUUCCCAUCAUCCUCCCCUGACCACUGGCUGCUGCUACAGGGGCUGAUGGGAACUGAAGCCCAAAAACAUCAUGGAGGGCUAUGAAGGUCCUCAACCCACAUCCCUGCCUUAUUGGGUGGAGUAAAUGGUCCAGCGAUGUCCGGUCUCUGUUCACUUUUUCAUUCAAAGAAAGAGAGGAAAAAUAUAUAGAUAGAUAUUUAAAAGAGCCUCGAUUCCUGUUAACUAACAUCUCUCGGGUCUCUCACUGCCUCCUCAUCCUCACCAAGAGGCAAAACCGAAAAAAAUGUGCUUGUCCGUGUGAUCAUGUAUAGAAUCCAACUAUAAAAUAUGAUUGUAUAUAAUUGUAAUAAAUAUGAGUUACCACUA
Messenger RNA from Podarcis raffonei (Aeolian wall lizard), 3280 nucleotides. It is a transcript of the gene PEX14, whose product is annotated as peroxisomal biogenesis factor 14. NCBI's taxonomy places the organism in Eukaryota, Metazoa, Chordata, Lepidosauria, Squamata, Lacertidae. Gene Ontology annotation, biological process: protein import into peroxisome matrix, docking. Gene Ontology annotation, molecular function: signaling receptor binding. Bases 49 to 1224 code for a protein of 391 amino acids. The record is from RefSeq and is a predicted model, not a curated record. The transcript has 9 exons. Gene Ontology annotation, cellular component: peroxisomal membrane; peroxisomal importomer complex.